Nematostella vectensis (starlet sea anemone) is the source of this 5865-nucleotide messenger RNA. RefSeq names its product intraflagellar transport protein 140 homolog. Gene Ontology annotation, biological process: intraciliary retrograde transport. The record is from RefSeq and is a predicted model, not a curated record. NCBI's taxonomy places the organism in Eukaryota, Metazoa, Cnidaria, Anthozoa, Actiniaria, Edwardsiidae. The transcript has 33 exons. Gene Ontology annotation, cellular component: ciliary basal body; intraciliary transport particle A; axoneme. The coding region runs from base 512 to 4867 and encodes 1451 amino acids. Gene Ontology annotation, molecular function: protein binding.
GUAUCAUCCGGGUCUUCCAAGCGGAUAUUUUGAGAGAGAAAUACAAGGAGACAGUUAUAUGGCGGUAAAUAUGCGCAGCUUUAGACCCCCAAACCUCACGAUAUCUCCACAAAAUUAUUAAAACCGAUUCUUGGGACUCUAAACUGUUCGGAAAUUUUAUAACACACCGGAAAACCUUAGAAAAUCGGAUCAAGAGUUCGUACCCGUUUGCGUGGCAACGGCGGUAGCUGUGUUUACAUGCGUGUGGAAACUGCGAGAUCUUCUUCCUAAACAUUGGAAAUAAUACAGGAAUUAGAUUGGAACAUAUCCUACACAAGCUUUAGCUUGGUUCUUCUUGAAGAUCGACACCUGAAUUGUGUCCAUUCUUUCCUCCGUCAAGAAAGUCGUUAGUUCACCUGACGUGAAACUGACAAAGAAGGAGGAAUUGUCAAAUUAGUACGUCGGCGCUUAGAUGCUCUCUUAUUAUAAUCACAGGGCCAACAGGGGAGGAACAGAGCAAAAUCAUUGAGUUAUGGCAGUGUAUUUUGAUCAUAAGAUCCAAGCGCCUCUGGUCGGCGUGCAAACUCUGCUAACAUGGCACAGCAGCUACCCUUUGCUUGCUGUUGCUUCUAAGACUGAGCCUGGAGUGAACGGAGCUGUAAACUUGUACUUAGACGAGGGUGAGCUAGUUGAGGACUCGUCAAUUCAGCGUUCCUGUGAGGUAACUGCCAUUAAAUGGCAUCCAAGCAGGAAGAUCCUUGCAGUUGGGUGGCAGAGUGGCGACCUCUUGUUGUGGAAUGAUCAUGACCAUGAGCUCCACGAGGCCUUCUCCGCACAUAAGGCUGCUAUAAAGACAAUUGAAUGGAACUCAUCAGGCAACAAGCUUGUCACAGGAGAUGAGGAUGGGACUGUAGUGGGAUGGAAGGCUGACCAAAAAGGCAGAUUACAGCAGAAUCCCUUGUUUCAACAUGACUUGCAGUCUGCCAUCACAGUCUGCAUCUAUAAGUCAUCCACUGCAGGGUCUGACAAGGAGUAUUCUUGGCAGAAAAAUAAAGUCAUGGCAAUACUUCAACCCCCAGCUGAAAAUAACUUCUACCUUGGAACAACAGAUGGUAAUGUGUAUCAUAUUGAUGAUAGAGGCAAGUGCUUCCAAAGGUUUACAGUGGAAGGUCCAGUCAAGACUCUUCUUUAUGCAGAGGGUAGAGACAUGCUUGUAGCUGUCACUGAUGGAUUGAUGCUAUCACAGCACACCAUAGCUAAAGACGGAAGCACUACUGAAACCAUUAAGGUGAAGCUGAGUGGGCAAGCAUCAAAAAGCCAUUUGAUAUGGGCUGGUCGACAGCUUCUAGCAACAGCCACAGGAGAAAAUAUUGUCAGAAUGUGGAACUUGGAGCAGGAUGAUAACUAUUUCUUGUCCCUCAAAGGCCAAGGCUUUGAGCCAGGAGAAUGUAUAAAUUGUAUAUCAUACAAUAAAUCAAAAGAUCUUCUUGCUGGCUGUACCAGCAAGGGCAAGGUAGCUAUGUGGAAGCAUGCCUCCCCUAAAGGCAAAGGAAGAAAAGAGGAAGGUGAAGAAAUGUGGGAAUUACAGCCUCCUUCUAUACUAGAGGGAGAGGCAGAUCUCACACAAAUAGAGUGGGCUUCAAGUAAAAAUAUCCUGGCUGUCAAUUGCAUUGCGACGGUCAUCAUACUGAAUGAGCAGGUCAUGAAGGCACAUUUUAAUCAACAGGUUGCUGCAGUGCAAGUUUCGCCAAGUCAGUUAACAAUUGAGAACUUCAGCACUGCCUAUCACCAAGAUCUGAAGACAGAUAUUCACAUCAAAGGAGUCUUUGUCACUAAGAGCCAUACGACCAUCUGGAAUGGCAAGCGCGUAGUGACUUAUGAAGUUUCACCUGACAAGGCUAUGGUCAGGGCCGAAGGUUCCUUUAGCUCAGAUUCCCCUGUAGUGGUAGUCUAUGAACAGAGUGUCUUCACAGCAGAACCCGGAAAAGUCCAAGCCAGGACCUUCCAGGGUACAGUGAAGCAAAUCUUACCAUUCUCAGAAGCAGAGGGAGACCCAGUAUUGCUUGACUUAUGUGGGAAUUUCUUGGUUGCUGGCACCUCUCAGGGCUAUGUCAAAUGUUGGGACGUCUCUAGGAGAGAAGCAAAGCAGCACUGUACUCCAAAAAACCUGACGGAGGUGAUAGCAAAUCUUGGCCGACUGAAGUGUGUCAAGUGCAACAGCAGUGGGAGCAAGAUCAGCAUCAUAUGUGACCAGGAAAACAACACGCCUGACAGCAGAUUGUAUGUGUGGGAUUGUGAGUCUGAUGCUCUACACACCUUUGACUUUGCCACUGGAGCAAACUCAGAGGCAGGAGAUCCUGAUAGCUCUGAUCUUCGAGGCCAGCAUGUUGCAGAGAUUGCCGGGCGACGGCCCGUGGCACAGUACUGGGACCCAACUGAACCCAAAUUGCUGGUCUGUGAGACUCUGAGGGGAGGGGACAGUAGCAAGACGCCCAAGAGGUCCAUGAGCUUGUUAUCAGACGACAAGGAUUCUGCACAAGGGGAAGUCAUGAUAGUUUCUUUGUUCGCCACACCAGAACAUGGCAUACUAUUACAGGACAACUUCCCUAUUGAUGCUUCUCACACAAGUCUGAUGGGUGUAGAGGUCCCAUUCUUCUACCUUAUGAACAAGGGUGGCACGGACACAAGUGAAAAGGCACCUCUGCCGGUCAUGCAUGGCGCAGUCUCUCCGCCUCCCCUGCCACACCGCCGUAUGGUCACCAAGCACACCAUGCGAGACUUCACAGGCCUAGAGAACGCCAAUGACGAGGCGAAGAGAGCAAUGAUGGACUUCAGCUAUCUGUCAGCUAUCGGUAACAUGGAUGAGGCAUUCAAGGCUAUCAAGUUGAUCAAGAGCGAGUCAGUUUGGGAGAACAUGGCACGCAUGUGCGUCAAGACGAAGCGACUGGACGUAGCUACUGUGUGUCUGGGGAACAUGCGCAAUGCACGCGCGGCCAAAGCCCUGCGCGAGAGUGCAGAUGAGCCGGAGCUUGACGCCCGAGUUGCUGUGCUUGCACUCCAGCUUGGCAUGAAGGAUGAGGCAGAAAAGCUCUACAAAAACAGUCAACGCUUUGACCUGCUGAACCAACUUUACCAAGCAAGCAACCAGUGGACCAAGGCUAUUGAAGUUGCGGAGCUUCAUGACCGCAUCCACCUGCGGACGACAUACUAUAACUACGCCAAGCACCUUGAGUCCAUGGGCAACAUGUCUGCCGCUAUCGUCAACUAUGAGAAGUCCGACACACAUCGCUUUGAAGUACCCCGGAUGUUACUGGACGAUCCUCAUCAAUUAGAGGCUUAUAUUCUCAAGACGAAAGACAAGGAACUGCGUAAGUGGUGGGCCCAGUACAUGGAGAGCACAAGUGAGAUGGAGACUGCCUUGCAGUUCUACGAGGCCGCCCGGGAUAACCUUUCCCUUGUCAGGGUCUAUUGUUACUGUGGAAAUCUCGAAAAGGCCGCUGAAAUCUGCAAUGAGACUGGUGAUAGAGCAGCAUGUUAUCAUCUUGCUCGACAGUUUGAGAAUCAGGACAAUGUAAAGGAUGCGAUCCACUUCUACACCAGAGCACACUGCUACAGCAAUGCCAUUCGCCUAGCUAAGGAACACGGCCUAGACAAUGAGCUGAUGAACCUCGCACUUCUCAGUACCCAGCAGGAUAUGAUUGAUGUCGCAAGGUAUUACGAAUCCCAGCCCAACAUGCAAGACAAAGCAGUUAUGCUUUACCACAAGGGUGGAAACAUCAGUAAAGCCUUGGAGCUAUGUUUCGCCACUCAGCAGUUCGCCGCACUUCAGGUGGUUGCCGAAGACCUUGACGAGCACACGGACCCAGUGAUGAUUGACAAGUGUUCUGCGUUCUUCAUGGAUCAUGGCCAGUACGACAGGGCGGUCGACCUGCUUGUGGUCGGCAAGAAGUUCUCGGAUGCGCUCGACUUGUGCAUGAGGCAUAAUGUUGUGAUCACGGAGGAACUGGGUGAGAAGAUGACGCUACCCAAAGGUGCAGAGAAUCGUGUGACGAUGCUAGAGCGCAUCGCAGAGUGCGCCAUGCACCAAGGGUCUUACCACCUUGCCACCAAGAAAUACACGCAGGCCGGCAACAAGAUGAAGGCAAUGAAGGCGCUGCUGAAGUCAGGAGAUACAGAGAAGAUUGUGUUCUUUGCGGGUGUGUCCCGACAGCGGGAGAUCUAUGUGAUGGCGGCCAACUACCUUCAAUCACUGGACUGGCGCAAAGACCCGGAAGUCAUGAAGAACAUUAUCGGCUUCUACACAAAGGGCCGAGCUCUAGACUCACUCGCAGGCUUCUACGACGCAUGUGCACAGGUUGAGAUUGACGAGUACCAGAAUUAUGACAAGGCGCUUGGCGCACUGACUGAGGCGUACAAGUGCAUGGCGAAGGCCAAGAUGAAGAACUCCACGGACCAAGAAGAGAAGGUCGCCUUCCUCAAGCAGAGGAUCGGAUUUGUCAAGAAGUUUGUCCAGGCCAGACGGUCGUAUGAGGAAGACCCCGAGGAGUCGGUCAAACUCUGCCAUAUUCUUCUGGAGGAGCCUGAUUUAGAGACCGCUGUACGAGUAGGUGAUAUCUAUGGGCUCAUAAUUGAGCAUUACGCCCGCCAGCAGAACUUCUCAAAGGCGUACACGGUGAUGGAGGACAUGCGGCAGCGCGUCCCUAGCGUCAACAUGGCCUACUAUGUCAAUCUCAAGACAAUAGAAGCUAUCCACAAUGCCGUGGGGGUCCCCAUGGGGAGAGGAAUGGGUGCCGAAAAGCCGCACAAAGGGGGACUGGACGAGGAUGACGGCGAGGAAGUCGAGGAGGAAGUGGAGGAAGACAUCUAUAAUGGACAUGAUGGAUAUUGAACAUUCGCCGCACUCUGCUGCUAGUCGGCCUAGUGCCACAAAGAGACGUGAUAAAUUCCGGGCGCUACUACAAGCUCGUACAGUUCGAUAAUAAGAUAGCGAGAGAUGACUAGUAUCAAAGCCUGUGGAAACCUAUGAAAACCUGUGUUACACAAGUGAUAUGAAACAAGUAACAAACACAUGAUGCAUGACAGAAAUUGGCACACAAGACGUGAAAGGUUAUAACGCAAAUGUGUUUCUUAAAUAACGUGACGUGUAGUGCCACAUGACUAAAAUAUUAAAACGAAGUGUUACUCUAAAGACGUGACGAAAACGUCGCGUAUGACGUGACACCAGUGAAACAAUACAUCCGAUGUAACCGAUAUUCUACCAAACUCGUUCCCAGAGCCACUCACCUUCGUUGCGAGUAACAAAGGGACAAGAAACACGUGGGUGUGUUGUCUCCGCGAAUGAGACUGAGGCUCUACAGUCUUGCGAUGGCUGGCUGUGCGCAUGCGUGUUCACAAUGCCCAUGAUAUGCUGCUGAGUCGCAUUCAAAACUAGCCGUUACCUCAAGAGGUCUUAGUGGGCUUUGUCCUUAUUUAUUCUCCUUUUCUUGUCUUAUGACACAAGGAAGCCGUUGUAACAAGGAACAAAUGGAAAUAGACAUUUAUAGAAUGCACUCUAACGUCUAGAGCCAACGCCGUCCAUAUGCAUCCAUAUAAACCAUCUCGAUCGUUCUAUGUUCAUUUGCAUGUAUUUGGGUUCGAAACAUGAAAAGAACGGCGUUUGCCCCAGGCCUAAUACGCCACAGUGAUCCUGAUACCGUUGAACCCCGAUAUAGCGAUAUUUCACAUCUAGCCGGUCGAAUCGAUGUCUGUUCCUUGCGAUAUCGCCACAUCAGGGUUCCAAUGCUGGUACUACACGCAAUUUUAUUGGUAAAAAUUAAGGAGUGAAUGUGGAUGCUUUGUUAUCAUAAGAUGCGAAGCUUAUUGUCAAUAAAAAGUAAUAAAACUUUA